Molecule: messenger RNA, 3240 nt
Organism: Aspergillus pseudotamarii
Lineage: Eukaryota; Fungi; Ascomycota; Eurotiomycetes; Eurotiales; Aspergillaceae
Product: putative citrate synthase
Exons: 10
Coding region: 1-3240 (1079 amino acids)
Biological process (GO): tricarboxylic acid cycle; carbohydrate metabolic process; transmembrane transport
Cellular component (GO): mitochondrial matrix
Molecular function (GO): transmembrane transporter activity
Source: RefSeq, a predicted model, not a curated record
AUGUCGUCAGGGACUCUUCAUAUCGUCGACUCUCGGACGAAGCAGAAGUACGAGAUUCCGAUCAAACAAAAUGUGGUUUCUGCUCUUGAUCUCAAGAGGAUCACGGCACCAGCAACUGGUACAAAUCGAUCAGAUCAUGCGGUUGGUGGGCUGCGGGUACACGACCCAGGGCUACAGAAUACAGCGGUGAUAGAGUCCGCUAUAAGUUAUUCGGAUCAUGAAAGAGGUGUACUUCUCUUUCGCGGUUACACAUUGGCCCAACUAUGGGACAGCGACUUCGAGGACAUGUUACAUCUGCUCGUCUGGGGCACAUAUCCAACAAUGCAGGAAAAGAGGGACUUAAACAGGAAGCUUACAGAACAGAUGCUGGCUGUCCCAGAAAGUGUGCAUCGAACAGUUCGAGGACUUCCCCGCAGAACAUCUCCAUUGCCACUGAUCCUGGCCGGGCUCUCGGCAUAUCUGGCGUGCUUUCCAGAUACAAUUCCCGCAUCAACACAUGCGAGUCUAUACCAAGGAAACCUGCGUAAUGUCGAUGAUGCGGUUAUCCGAACUGUAGCGGCAUAUGGUGUCAUUUUUGGUCUGGUAAAUAGCCAUCGGAAGGGUAUUGAUUUUCAACUACCAUCAUCGGAGAAUAGCUACUGUGCGAAUUUAUUCACUAUGGCAGGGUUGGUGGAUCGGGAUUCCAGUCGCCCAGAUCCAAUUAAGCUGUCAUGCUUCCGGCGCUUUGCCAUGCUGAAUGCCGACCAUGGCAUGGCCCUGACCGUAUUCUCAACACUAGUGACAGCAUCCUCGUUAACGGAUCCUAUUUCCUGCUUGAUCAGUGCGGUGGCAGCCGCAUAUGGGCCCCUUCACUUUGGUGCUACCGUGUCCGCCCAGCGUAUACUCCGGGACAUCGGUAGAACGGAGAAGGUUCCCGAGUUUAUCGAGGAGGUUAAAACCGGGCGAACGAAGCUCUUCGGAUAUGGACAUCGCUCAUACAAAGGUCUUGAUCCCAGGGUGCGCCCAAUUCAGUCAAUCCUGAAGGAUCUGGACUUAUCAUCGAAUCAGUAUUUGAAAAUAACCGAGCGCAUCGAGGAAGUAGCCUCAGCGGACGUCUACUUCAGCCGCAGAGGACUGUACCCCAAUGCCGACUUUUAUGGUAACUUCGUCUUCACUGCGAUUGGCUUCGACCCAGAUAUCAUUCCAGCUGCUAUGUUGACACAGCGAAUAAUAGGGAUAAUGGCCCAUUGGCGGGAAUACAUGUUGACACGCGGCAAGUUGUUUCGACCAUCGCACAUAUACACAGGACGACCUACCGAAAGCACACCCCUUUUACAACCUCAUUGCGAGAAAGAACGAUAUUCACUUUUUACUACCAGACAGAAGCAGUUGAUUAUGCUCACAGCAGCCAUAGCGUCGACAUUCUCCCCCAUCUCUGCUAACAUCUACUACCCAGCCCUCAAUUCUAUAGCUGCCGACCUAGAUGUAACCAGUUCCCAAAUCAACCUAACUAUAACUACAUACAUGAUAUGUCAAGGCUUAGCUCCAACCCUCACAGGCUCAUUCGCAGAUCAAGUUGGCCGCCGCCCGGCCUACAUUCUCUGCUUUUUGAUUUAUAUAACAAGCAAUAUCGCCCUAGCCCUCCAACACAGCUAUCCUGCGCUUCUGAUCCUCCGCGCGAUUCAGAGCACCGGCAGCAGCGGCACUGUGGCCUUGGCAUCAGCCGUCGCAGCCGAUGUCAUCACCUCCGCUGAACGGGGAACGUACAUGAGCAUUACCUCCUUAGGGAACAUCCUUGCGCCAUCACUAGGACCUCUUCUCGGUGGUGUCUUGAGCGAAUCACAUUUGCCAAAAAGAAAGACCGACCCCCUAUCUACGCUCUCGCUUCUCUUCCACCUCCCCACAGGCCUCAUCCUCCUGGCCAACGGCCUAAUCUUCGCAAGCUACUACGCGAUAACAGCCGGUCUACCUUCCCAACUCAGAUCAAUCUACGGACUAAGUGACUUGAGCAUUGGCUUAAGCUUUAUCCCAAUGGGCGCUGGCACCCUACUGAGCGCAACAUUCAAUGGAAUGAUCGUAGACUGGAAUUACAGGCGAAUGAUAGCAAAGGGCCGACAGGACGUGGAGAACUUCGAGCUUGAGAAAGCCAGACUAGGGGUCGGGGGACCGAUGACAGUACGCACCCACAUCCCCAUCUGCUUUUUUAACCGCACUAACCACCCAUACUAUUUUAUACUAAUAUUACAAAAGCUCCUAGCUCCCUUCCCAAUUCUCAUCUACGCUCUCACAACCCCAAGCACCAAUCCACCACCCCUCGCCCUAACCCUAACACUCAUAUUUACCAUAUCCUUCACCUUAACAGCCACCUACAACAUCCUAAAUAUCCUCCUCGUGGACCUCCACUACACAACACCAGCAACAAUAAUGGCCACAAAUAACCUCGUCCGAUGCUCCCUAGGCGCAGCAGCAACAGCCCUCAUCCAUCCCAGUAUCCAGCACCGGGGUGUUAGGGCAACAUAUGGCGGUGUGGCAGUUGUCGUACUAAGCGUCGUUCCUUUACUAUGGAUGAUAAGUCCUCUUCCUCCAGAUAUUCCGAUCUUGUAUUUGCGAUAUCCUGAUACAUCGUGGAUAUAUCCUGGGGAUACGAUUUUGAAGUCCAAAACGGCAAACCUGCCUAUCAUAAGCGCGCGCGGACUAAAUUCUGAAUUGACCUAUCUGCUACUAUUCUUUGACUUGGACGUUAUCUACGGCAUGAACGCAACAGUCGCAUUACACUGGUAUCAACCCGAUAUGGUUUGCACUAUGCAGCAAGGCGCUAUGAUGGAUAUAUCAAAUAGUAAAGAAAUGGUGGAGAAAAGAGAGGGAAAUUCAGGUGGAGGUGUCCUCGUCAACCUGAGCAUGGGAGCCGAAUACAUCGCUCCACGACCGCCACCGUUCUCGCACCAUCGAUAUGUAUACCUCCUGUUUAACCAGAAGAGUGAUUACCGGUUCCCGAAGUGUUAUUGCCAUAUCUUCCCGCAGACGGCAGAGGCGAGAGCAGGCUUCGAUAUCCAGCAGUUCGUAGACAUCGCUAGGCUUGAAGCGCCAGCGGCCGGCAACUAUUUCCUUGUGGAGUAUGAUGGGCGCGUGAUAAGGCCGACGGCUACGGCUAGCCCGACGACGACGUGGCUAAGGUCUAUGUUGUGCGAGGGGGCUGAUCCCACGGGUUCGUCGGGGGCGAGGGCAUGUGAGAUGGAAGGGAGCCUGCAGAUUGUCAUGUAG